AACUGUCAUUGGGGCAUUUGUGCAGUGUCUCGUGUUUCACCUACAGACAUGCUGACUAGACUGAACAGGAUUGUUGGGAGACAGAAUGAUGAGCACAGGGAGACCAAAGGGAGGCAGAAGGAAGAUGGCCUUCAGUCUCCAUGUCACACAUCAAGAAAUAAAUGGUUCUGGGGAAAGCGCAGGACUACUAGGAAGGCAUCAUCCACACCCUUCUUCCUCACUGAGCAGGAGCAACAGCUGAACCAGGUGGAUAAACUGACCCUUCAGCUACAGAUGAUGACCAAUGAGAGGAAUGAACUGCUGGAACUCCUGGCCCUUUAUAACAACAAUGAGUUGAACAACAGGCUGAAUUCUGAACUUGAGAUUCUGAAAACACAGCAUAAGAAGGAGAUGUCAGAUGUAAAGAAAUUCCCCAAGGAGAUUUGUGAGGCCUUGUACAAGUGCAAGAAGCUGAGUGAGAAGACCAACUCCUACUGCACCCUCUACAGUCAGCUCCUGAGUGAAUGGACUCAGCUAAAGGAAAAAGUGAGCAUGUUGAAAAAGAAGAACAGAAAGCUGCAGGGGGAACAGAUUUUACUACAAGAGUCCUGCGAGGAGGCGAGGAGGCUCUGUGAGGAGGCCCAUGAGAAGAUCUAUGACCUCUGGACAAGGCAGCAGCAGGAACAUCAAAGACUUGAGGAAAAUCUUCAGUCCCUGAGGAAGCAGAAGGAGCUGCUCACCCAGCAAAGGGACUUGGCUGCAGCAUCAUUUCACUGUGUCACUGUGUCCCAGAUGAGGUUUGAAAACCUCCAGCAGGAACUGGAGCAGACCACAGCCCAGCAUGAGAGCCUCCUGCAGAUGGAGCUGCUGAAGCAGAAACACUAUGUCCCUGGCAACUAA
Molecule: messenger RNA, 879 nt
Organism: Peromyscus eremicus (cactus mouse)
Lineage: Eukaryota; Metazoa; Chordata; Mammalia; Rodentia; Cricetidae
Product: trichohyalin-like
Exons: 6
Coding region: 49-879 (276 amino acids)
Source: RefSeq, a predicted model, not a curated record